Cariama cristata (Red-legged seriema) is the source of this 2757-nucleotide messenger RNA. RefSeq names its product NACHT and WD repeat domain containing 1 (gene NWD1). Gene Ontology annotation, molecular function: protein binding. Lineage: Eukaryota; Metazoa; Chordata; Aves; Cariamiformes; Cariamidae. The record is from RefSeq and is a predicted model, not a curated record.
AUGGCUAAAGGGAGAAAUACAGAGCAGGCCACAUGCACGCAAAAGGUCUACUGGACAAGUAAGGUGGCUUCCAAAACAAUUGAAGAGGAGAUUGGACAGGGUCUCCUCAAUACCAAGGAGAGCAACCUGGGGGGUUUCAUGUUCCUCAGAGAGGUUGAGGAUUCCAACAGACAAAUUGGGCAAGGGACAAACAGUGAGCUGUUAGAAAAAGAGGACAAUCCGGACAGUGAAGCAAAACAGCUGCCCAGCAACCUUAAAGCAAAAAUUGCAAUCUAUUAUCCCAAACACCUCAAAGUACACACACUGGCAUACACCAAAGACUCUGGGAACCCACAGCACAAGGAGAGUAACAAAUACCUGAAACAACUUUGUGAACAGUUCACUGCUGUCACUAAUCACCAGGUUUUAGAGAAUCUUCGAUACCGAGGACAGAUCAGUGAGGCGCCAGGGCAGAACAAUGAUAAAACCCACACAACCCUCAUCAUUUAUGGGCCACUAGGGUGUGGAAAAACCGCUGUGAUGUGCAAACUAUCUGAGCAGGUACAAGCUGUUUUAGGGCAAGACAGUGUAGUCGUGAUUCGUUUGCUGGGGACAUCCCAGCUCCAUUCUGCCAUUCACAGCCUGCUGAGGGACAUUUGUCUCCAAGUGUGUUUAGCAUUUGACUUGCCACCACCUCCAACCCAUACCACACAGGCUUGCAAUUGCCCUCCAAAGGUCCACAUCAUCAUUUCCAUCUCCACUGCAGAGUUUGAUACUCUGAAAGCUCUCCAACAUGCUGUGCCCGAGGCUGAAGCAUACUUUGAAGCAGGACCCUUAUCCUGUGAGGAAGGUGAGGAGAUGCUACAGAUGCUCUUAGCAUCAGACAGACGAUGGCUAAGUGAGCAAGCCCUGCUCUUCAAGAUGGCCCUCCACGAGGCCAGAAAAUGGGCAUCUUACACUUCACCUUCAGAACCAGUGAUUGCUAGCACAGCCCAGGACACCAUGAAGCAUCUGUGCGAGAGACUGGAAAAGUCACAGGGCACAGUCCUCGUGGCUCGUGUCCUUGGCUAUAUUGCUUCCUCACCGCAAUUUGUUGAAAUGAUGCAGAAUUGUUAUCUAUCAAAACAAGACCAAAUCAAGAGGCAUGUUUCUCUGGCAGACUUCUUCAAGAGAACUUGGAGCUGGGGAAUGAAGAAACCUCUUACGUUGCCACACUUUAGCAAGACCUCAAAUGCCAAGAGGAAGGGAGCCCCGCAGCCACUCUGGUUCUCUGAUACUCUUGCAAAUCUGAGGAAGUUGAGUGAAUUGCCAUUUCAUUUACUUAAUGCUGAACAAAUUGAGGAGCUAAAACAGGAUCUGCUGAGUAAGGACUGGGCAAGAGGGGGUAUACAGCGCUCUGCAGAGGCAUGCUUCAUGCCUGCAGCCACGGCUAAGAAUCACAACCAUUCCGCAGAGCAUCAGGAAUAUGAACUGGAUCUGCCUCUGGAACAGAGUGCUGUUGACGACUUUGCCAUGUGUACUGAAUGCAUUAGCUGUCCAGAACUAUGCCUUGUGCAGGACACACUUCUCCUUCUGAAGCCAUCGGUCAGCAGUAUACACAGCCCUGACGGUAACAGCUACGUCAGAGUGACAGAGUGUGACACAAAUGUUUACCAGAGGAAAGAACUGGAAUUUUGCUUUCCAACAGGCGUCACAGUGAUGGCACUUUGCUCUGAUUACCAGCUGCUGGUGGCAGGUUCCCAGGAUGGCUCAAUGCUUGUCGGGAAUAUGGUUUUUGAGAUGCUGUGUGCCCUUCCUGGGCACUCCACUGAGGUGAGAUGCGUGAAAGCGUUUGGAAAAGGAACCUGUGCUGUUCCAGCUGCCAUGGAUCACAGUCCGCGCAUUUGGAAUUUGAUGUCUGGCAGAGCAAGGUUUGUUAUCCAGGAUAAGCAUAUCAAAGAACAGCCCUCACAUCACCAUCAUGUGGAUGAGGGGCACACAGCUGUAUAUUCUUCUUCAGAUACAGGGGUCAAAGCUUGGCACCUAGAGACAGCAGAACGCAUCUUCCAGAUUUCUGGAGAGGCGUCAGAUGCAUGGAUGUGUUCUGCAGUCUUCAGCCCAAGGCUGGUGACUAUGACUGUGUCUGAAGGAGAAAUGCUGAGUCUGGGGAACAGCAACACUGGCGAGCUGAAAUCCAAAUGUCAGCUAUCACGGCUAUGGGAAGAAACACCAACGUCCAGUGUUCUGAUGCAGAAUCCGCUAAAGAAGCUUCCUGGAAGGGUUUGCUUUGUGAUGGAGUCAGAAGAUGAGUCCAUUCUUGCUGCAGGUUCAAUAGCACCCAUUCCUUGGGAAGGUGUCGGUCACAGAAGCCAGAUCUCCUGUUUGGAAAGCAGCCACGGAGAGCAGCAGGCACUCAGUGGAUCUGAAGACUCCCUGCAGUGUCUCUGGGACUUGGAGUUCUGUCAGGAGGAACCGGAGAUGUGCUAUUAUAAGGUACUACCGUGGAUUUUCUGUGCUUGCGCCUCAAAAGUUAACAAGUACUUGUAAAUGGGGUCGCUGGAUCAGUCCAUUACAGUCUGGGAUGUUGCAAGCAGUGCCUUGCUGGCUGUACUGUGUGUGUACACAACGGCUAACAGAAUUGUACCAACUGCAGAUGGAUUUGCUGCAAUAAUAAAAGUUGGUUACAUAUUUUGUGAGAAGUUUCACUGUCCUAAGAUCACCUCUCCUAGGUAUAACCCACUCCAGAACAUUGUGGCAACAUGUACGGUAAAAUCCAGAAAGAAAGACAGGGAAAACUGA